AUGCAUCCUUUGCCAGGUUUUGCACCCCAUAAAUGUAUUGCAUGGUGACCAAAAGGUUUCUGCUCUCGGGUGACAGUGCUCACUCACUCUACUUGGGAAGUAUGUUUAGACCAGGGGCGGACUGACAACUCAUGGGGCCCCCGGGCAAUAGGGGAUCAUGGGGCCCCUGUGUCCUUGCCCAAACUCAAAAAAGCCUAUGAAAAAGGUACCAGGGGAAUCUUAUGGGGCCCCUACUGACCCCGGGCCCUCGGGCACUGCCCGAGUUUCCAAAUGGUCAGUCCGCCCCUUGUUUAGACUA
This is a messenger RNA of Staurois parvus, 298 nucleotides long. The record is from the annotation of a GenBank genome assembly. NCBI's taxonomy places the organism in Eukaryota, Metazoa, Chordata, Amphibia, Anura, Ranidae.